Messenger RNA from Fusarium proliferatum ET1, 1191 nucleotides. RefSeq lists its product as uncharacterized. The transcript has 2 exons. The coding region runs from base 1 to 1191 and encodes 396 amino acids. NCBI's taxonomy places the organism in Eukaryota, Fungi, Ascomycota, Sordariomycetes, Hypocreales, Nectriaceae. Gene Ontology annotation, biological process: regulation of transcription by RNA polymerase II. Gene Ontology annotation, molecular function: DNA-binding transcription activator activity, RNA polymerase II-specific; zinc ion binding. The record is from RefSeq and is a predicted model, not a curated record.
AUGCAACCUAACCCUAAGAAAGUCCGUCAAGGUCAUCGCAAGUCCCGUAAUGGAUGCGCUACUUGCAAGAAGCGUCACAUAAAGUGUGAUGAAAAGCGACCAGAAUGUGGUAACUGCUCCAUUUCUGAGAGGACAUGCCACUACGAACCGCCGCGGAAACGGAAAACUGGCUCUUCUCCGUACGAAACAGAACUUACAACGUCAUCUGCUUUCCCAGCAGCCAGUGUAUUUGAAGACUUGCCAGUUCCCUCACCACCAGACUUACAUGAGAUCGAGUCCGAUGACCUCUUUACCUUUGGCAAUUUGAAUCUGCUCUACCAUGUUCAAACGAAUAUGGCUGACUGGAUGAUGGUGACGGACCGGCUUCAGCCACUCGCCAACGGCUACAUACCCACGGCAUUAAAAACACCCUAUCUAAUGAAUCAGCUUCUCGCUUUAUCUGCGAUGUACCUCAGGACUAUCGACCAACACGCGGCCGAGUCUUAUACGAACACCGCGACACACCUCCGCCAUCGAGCUCUCCGUGGUUUCAACAAGUGUCUCGACGAUACAUCCGAAUCAAACUCAACAGCUCAAUUCUUCUUCGCCUCCCUCUUAGCACUGCACUAUCUCGCAGAGACUGUGGCAGGUCUAGCUGACCAAGACUUUGCCACAACUCUCGACUGCACGGUGAAUUAUUUCAGACUUCAUCGUGGAGCUAGAGUCAUGGGUGAGAGAGCGAGCACAAGCUUUGUGAGCUCCAAGGUAUCUCAAUGGAUGAUGCAUGCAUGGAAAGAAGAAUUCAAUGACUCUUAUGUCGCUUCAGCGGAUUAUGCAUUACUGGCUUCAAUGCUCGAAACAUCUGAACUCAACGAAGAAUCUAGAAAAACCUGUGAGGAGGCGACUGAGGCUCUGGGGUUUGUGAUGCGUCGUAUUCAAGGGCUCAACAGCUGGGGAGUACAUGGCUUGAUGGCUUGGUCGAACUUGAUCCCGUGGCGAUUUUUGAUGCUUUUGGAGAAGCAAAUUCCCGAGGCUCUGGUCAUUCUAGCUCAUUAUGCGGUUUUGCUGCACCGGUUUCGUGCUUUUUGGUGUCUGGGUGACAUCGGAAAACGUUUGGUAGAGGGUAUCUCGGACCUUUUAGCUGCGUAUUGGCAGAGUUGGCUUCCCAAACUGGAAACAGGUGAUGUACAACAGUUGAUAGAAUGGCCAUAG